Messenger RNA from Malassezia pachydermatis, 1656 nucleotides. RefSeq lists its product as hypothetical. NCBI's taxonomy places the organism in Eukaryota, Fungi, Basidiomycota, Malasseziomycetes, Malasseziales, Malasseziaceae. The transcript is spliced from 6 exons. Bases 1 to 1656 code for a protein of 551 amino acids. The record is from RefSeq and is a predicted model, not a curated record. Gene Ontology annotation, biological process: SCF-dependent proteasomal ubiquitin-dependent protein catabolic process. Gene Ontology annotation, cellular component: SCF ubiquitin ligase complex.
AUGUCACGCCGUACGCAGGUCCGUGGGCCUACGUCGGCGCUGACCGAGUUUCUAGCUUCGCAAGGGAUCAGCGCAAGUGCGAUGCGCAAGCGUGGGGCACAAGCGCGUGAAGACGACCAGCCUCCUGCCUCUGACCCAGCCUCUACGCCAGCUCCUUUACCUGCUAUUCAAUCCAAGGCACGACCAAAAAUCCGGGCGGGCGCCUCCCUGCAGUUUGACGAGGAUGACGACGAUCUUCCCUCGCCGUCCCCCCUCGAGACGCCGAUCGCUCCGCCACCGGCCAAACGGGCUGCUGUCCCAGAAAGUGUGCCCCUUCGACCUGGCGAGCCCGUGUCUUGUGCUAUAUGUGGUGUCCAAUUCUCUAUUACACGAUACACACGCGUGGAGCCAGGGAUCGGCGCCCUGUGCUGGAAAUGCAACAAAACCGUGCCCAAGCAGCCCCGUGUGAAGGCAGCACCUCGAUCGCGUGUAUCGACCUCCCAAAGCGCCUCCUCUAUAGGUGCCGUAAUUGAUGGCGCUAUCGAGCUACCCACGCUGCAGCAUAUUUGCAUUCAGAUUGUCGCAGAACAUAUUCACCAGGUGAAAGCCCUCGACCAGCUUCGCGAGAGUAGUAUGCACAACUUGAGCCGUGUCAUCAGCAAGAAUCGCAGCUUGACGCCAGCGACGCUUCCCCUCUUUUUGUCGCCGACCAUACGUGAGCUCCGAUUGUUUGACUGCAGUGCUCUUGAUCCUACCUCUCUUCAAUCGAUUCCCAUAUUCGCCCCGAACAUUGAGGUACUGCAAUUGCAGUACUGUGGCCAACUCAACAAUGAUGCGUUUGCCUCGCUAGCGACACUCCCGCAUUUGCGUGUGCUCGAUCUGUAUGGUCCUUUCCUUGUUUUUCGCGAGGCAUGGCUUCGCUUUUUCCCGCAAUGUGGCGCUCAGCUUACACAUCUGCGCCUACGUGAGACACCGCGUUUUGAUCAUUCGUGCAUGCAGGCGAUGGUCACACAUUGUCCACGUCUGCAAGAAGUCGCGCUGGCACAAAUUGGGCCUCUAGAUGACGAGGGUGUCCAUCUUUUAUCGUCUUUGGGGCACCUAACACACCUGGACGUUUCACAGCCAGGUGUAUCCCAGCCUGGUAUACCCCCUGCCUCGCUCACUGACCAAGGCAUGGUCCCCCUGUUGAACGCCCGCGGAUCGCAACUAGAGAGUCUCCACUUGUCCAAAAACCAUGAGCUAGGUGAUGCUACCAUCUCAGCGCUCAAAACCUGCUCUCGUCUUGAGACGCUGAUGGUCGACAUGCUGGAACACGUUACUACAUCUGUAUGGGCAUCUACGUUGGCUGCGCUUCCUGCGUUGCGUCAUAUUUCUCUGGCCUGCUGUGCGCUGGAAGACGAUGCCCUGAUCCCAUUGCUGCAAACAGCACGGCACUUGACAACCUUGCGCAUCAAUGGCAACGAUGCGCUUACGCCUCGUGUCUUUGAAGUCCUAGCCACGGAGGCCCCACCGCUCGAAGAGCUGGAUCUCGGAUUUGUGCGUUGUGUCGACGAUCAAAUAUUAUCUACAUUAAUCCAGGCGAUGCCGACGUUACGCAAGGUGUAUGUCUUUGGGUGUUUUCAAGUGGCCCAUUUCACGUCCCAACGUGUCACGAUCGUGGGCCGCGAACGACGUUGA